GUAAUGCUGAAUAAUUACAUCUGACACCGCUGUGCCAUCUUUUCGACUGCUUCUUUUCGUGUCGACUCUCAAUUCCAGACUCUUUCAUUUUCGGCCAACAAGAUGUCUAAGCGAGGACGUGGUGGUACCGCGGGUGGAAAAUUCCGCAUCUCUCUCGGUCUCCCCGUGGGAGCCGUCAUGAACUGCGCAGACAAUACAGGCGCAAAGAACCUGUACGUCAUUGCAGUUUAUGGUGUUAAAGGUCGUCUUAACCGCUUGCCUGCUGCUGGUGUUGGAGACAUGUUUGUUGCCACAGUGAAGAAGGGUAAACCUGAGCUGAGGAAGAAAGUAAUGCAAGCAGUGGUUGUGCGGCAAAGGAAGCCUUUUAGGAGGAAGGAUGGAGUGUUUAUAUACUUUGAAGACAAUGCAGGGGUGAUAGUGAACAACAAAGGCGAAAUGAAAGGGUCAGCUAUCACCGGACCUGUUGCAAAGGAGUGUGCUGACCUGUGGCCUAGGAUUGCUUCCAACUCCAGCAGCAUUGCUUGAACAUUAGUAUUGUGCUCUGUACUCCCUUUCAACAUCUGGCUUAAUGAGCAGCAAUACAGUUCAUCCUCAAAAAAUGCUAUGCUUUACUCACUUCUCAGGCACAAGCAACAACUUAGUUUAGUUCACUUGACAAUGGUUAGAUGUUCAGUUCCAGUGAUCAAGAAGAUUUGAUCUGAGUUUAGAGCUCUGUAAUUUUUAUUAUAGAUAUAAACUAUAGAUUGUCAUGUGUAAUGGGUGACAGGAGUGCUUUGCAUCGAUUUGGCGUGCUCUUUGCGAGUAAGUGCUACAGAACUUUACGACAUACAGGUAAACCGGGUGAAGUUCUGGAUUCAUGGUUGAAAGAGGAUGAAGUGUGACAGAACAUUGCGUUCUUUUCUCCAUGGUCCAUUGGGAUGUGAGAAUGUUAUGAAAAAAAAAUUGCAGUACUAAGUAAUAGAGAAUUUAGGCUAAGUCCGAAAUCUUCCCUUGAAAAGCUUAAGUGUCGUUUUGUAAUAUUUACAGUAAGUUGUCAAGAAUUGGCAAGUAUUUUAAUGACAUGAGAAUUGUUGGAAAUUGUAAAUUAUUAUAGAAACUCCAUCGUCAAUUAAAAUCUAUAUAUUUAAAUAAGCAGAAAAACGCAUCGCUAAAUGAAGCCAUCACCGUGCUUCCUGCGUGAUAAGAAAACCCCUGCGGGGGAAACGGGAAACUUCGUUUGAAACUGAGUGUACACGGGGAUAUAAAUUGGUAGGGGCUUUUCCACCUACCAAUCUAGGAUGUAAAGACCCUGUAGAGCUACGAAGAUAAUUUGUUUUCCGGUAUUGCUAUAAAAACGAGCAUCUUUCCACGACAAUCAUCCAGUUACCAUUUUAGUUUUACUGAAGCAAGUCCGAAAUGUGGCGACUAUAUUCCUUCGUAAUUUUACUAAUUGCUUCCUCUAUCUGUAUACUUCCCUUACCGUCAAGAUGUAACAUUAUCCGUUCGAAUAAAAUCCAUUUUCCUCAUAAGACACAUAUGGCCACAAAGAGCAAUGCAACGAAAAUAGAGAGUUCAGUCGACAGGAUUCGGGAACUUGGCAAUUCAUUGACUGUAUGUCCAUUCGCUGUCAAAGAGAAUAAACUGGAUAACCGAAUCCCAUCAAUGUUUUAUGAACUGGAAUGCCUCCACUGCAACAAAUGCGGAAAACAGGGAUCCAAAUGCACGCAGCUCGUGACCGAAAUGGAAGUGGUUUUUUGGAAGGAGGAUGAUUCUUCUUGGACUGAACCUGAAACCUUAAUCGUGAAGGUGGGUUGCAGCUGUUCACCGGUUUCAAAACAUACACCAGCCAUGAUCCGACCUUGAUUGUCGUUGCAAAGUACAAUGUCAAAAAUGAUCUAACCUAUACAGAUUUCACCAAUCGAGAUUUGCCCUCCCGUUGUUUCUCUAUGCAUAUAUAUGUAAUUGUAAAUAUUAAUCUAAACAAUAAAAGUCUAAAUUGGCGUCACGUCGUUUCCUGA
This is a messenger RNA of Daphnia magna, 1997 nucleotides long. It is a transcript of the gene RpL23, whose product is annotated as 60S ribosomal protein L23. The record is from RefSeq and is a predicted model, not a curated record. Gene Ontology annotation, cellular component: ribosome; extracellular region; cytosolic large ribosomal subunit. Gene Ontology annotation, biological process: translation. Gene Ontology annotation, molecular function: cytokine activity; structural constituent of ribosome; large ribosomal subunit rRNA binding. The transcript has 6 exons. NCBI's taxonomy places the organism in Eukaryota, Metazoa, Arthropoda, Branchiopoda, Diplostraca, Daphniidae. The coding region runs from base 103 to 525 and encodes 140 amino acids.